CAUGUAGCAAACACCAGCAUGGAUAUCUCACAGAUAACCUAGCUAGGCCUAAAGGCUUCAAUGCGAAGGAUCCAAUCCUAAAAUGAAGCGCCAGGCAACAGGUGACUGUUUGCUAAAAUCACGAGUUUCUCACGCCCAUGACGAGAUAAGAGGCCACUUACGAUCACGGAUCCUUCCAAAUCCAACCAUGACAGCUUCUAUCGUCCUUCCUUUCACUUGUAUAUAAAUUCAACACGCCCCUGCUUCUUGUUGUUCAUUUACCCCUAAUAAAGACCACUGUUCUUAAGCUACACCUUUCUUUGCCUUUUUUAUCAAUAUCAGGCCUCGAUAGAUACGCUCGCUGCCCAUUUCAAUCUGUUAAACAGCAAGUACGACGGAUUUGUAGAAUCAUACGUUAUAAGCGGCGUAGCUCUCUCGGCAUCGACCAUGGAUAGGCAAAACCACGUGGUCCAGCAGCGGCUCUCCAACGGUAACCACCCAGGUAGGCACUUACCUAUCAUCACCUUCAUCAUUGUCAUCAUCGGCAUCAUUGGCAUCUUAUUACGAAAACCCCUAGCCACCCUACUCACCACCUCUCCAGAAACCCACCCCCCAAAACAACAACGCCGCCGCCCACCACCAACCCUCCACGUCCACCGCACCGACGGCUACAGCCUCCUCAUCGACAUCCUCUCCGAUCUGCGCGCCCAAGGAACCCCCAUCGCCCCCGUCGUGCACGACCUCAUCAUCCAGCUCUACUCCACCGCGCAAGCAGCCGAAGAACACGGCGACCACCUGCGGAGAAAGCACGCGCGCCUGCAGGCCGAGCACGCGCAGCUUGUCGCGGACUUUAACCACUACUGCGGUACUAGGGAAAAGUGGCAGGCGAGAGCGGCGGAUGCGUUGAGCGAGGACAUGCGACGCGGCGUGGACGCGGCGGUGGCGGAGAGCGCGCGGUGGAGGGAGGUGAUGGAGAUGAUGUUCGACGAGCACUUGGCCAUGGUGAGGGAGGUGGCGGUUUUGGAGCGGGAGGUGGCGGUGCUUAGGGAGGAGAGGGAGAAGGAGGGGUUGGAGGGGGAUGGCGAGGGCGAGGGCGAGGGUGAGGGUAUUGCGGGUAGCGGAGCUGGGGAUACUCCCGCCGACCCGGACUGAGCGGUAUACCUAGUAGAACUGCAUAGUCUUCCAUAGAGGAUAGAUAGGUAGGUGUAUAGAGAAAGGCGUAACUGCGUUGCGCGUCACUGACGUCUUGAUCCAUAUCGCGCCAGUCCAUGGGCUGGGAGGUGGCCAGGCAUUACCUAAGGGGCAUUGCACCAAGCCGCGUUAACAGGGCAAGUUUCUACCAAGAACCAAUUCUUAUCCAUGCCUGUAUGCGGGCAACAUCUCUAUAGUUACAUAAGUGUCCGAGAUGUUUCACAACUCAGUCGUGCCUCUUUCCAAUGUCUAUCACCCAAGAUUUAGUGGCCUUUAAUUGGAAGUCUUAAGUCUUGACUCUUGAGAGGCACAUGUAGGUUCGAAAAGCGGUGAAAUGAAGGAGGGAGUUGGCAGAGUGUUUGAGUAUGAGCCGGUAGGGACAUGGUUUGUUCAUGCCAUGCUGGGACUAGUCAAAUACAUAUACCUAUACAACAUGCCGAUGGAUGGCUCAUUCGAAAAUUAAAGUAGGUAUCGAAAGCGGCACAGCGCGUGUUCGCGUUAAAUUCACGUGUACGAGAGGGUAGGCAUGAUGGCGAUCCCUUCGUGUGGAUAUACACUAGCUAACCGUGCCAUGUCGCUACAUAACACUAGGUUAAUUAGUUAGACGAUAUUAAAAAGAAAAAAAAAAGAAAAAAAAAAGCCCCGGUUAUGAUCUGCCUCGUGGAACCCGGAUCC
This is a messenger RNA of Hypoxylon fragiforme, 1845 nucleotides long. RefSeq lists its product as uncharacterized. The transcript has a single exon. The coding region runs from base 427 to 1131 and encodes 234 amino acids. The record is from RefSeq and is a predicted model, not a curated record. Lineage: Eukaryota; Fungi; Ascomycota; Sordariomycetes; Xylariales; Hypoxylaceae.